Molecule: messenger RNA, 582 nt
Organism: Mesoplodon densirostris (Blainville's beaked whale)
Lineage: Eukaryota; Metazoa; Chordata; Mammalia; Artiodactyla; Ziphiidae
Gene: EPO
Product: erythropoietin
Exons: 5
Coding region: 1-582 (193 amino acids)
Cellular component (GO): extracellular region
Molecular function (GO): hormone activity; cytokine activity; erythropoietin receptor binding
Source: RefSeq, a predicted model, not a curated record
AUGGGGGUGCGCGAAUGUCCUGCCCUGCUUCUUCUGCUGUCCUUGCUGCUGCUUCCUCUGGGCCUCCCAGCCCUGGGCGCCCCCCCACGCCUCAUCUGUGACAGCCGAGUCCUGGAGAGGUACAUCCUGGAGGCCAGGGAGGCCGAAAAUGCCACGAUGGGCUGUGCUGAAGGCUGCAGCUUCAGUGAGAACAUCACUGUCCCAGACACCAAGGUUAACUUCUAUGCCUGGAAGAGGAUGGAGGUCCAGCAGCAGGCUGUUGAAGUCUGGCAGGGCCUGGCCCUGCUCUCAGAAGCCAUCCUGCAGGGCCAGGCCCUGUUGGCCAACUCGUCCCAGCCAUCCGAGGCCCUGCAGCUGCACGUGGACAAAGCUGUCAGCGGCCUGCGAAGCCUCACCUCCCUGCUUCGGGCGCUGGGAGCCCAGAAGGGAGCCGUCCCCCUUCCAGACGCAGCCUCUUCUGCAGCCCCCCUCCGAACAUUCACUGUUGAUACUUUGUGCAAACUUUUCCGAAUCUACUCCAAUUUCCUGCGGGGAAAGCUGACGCUGUACACAGGGGAGGCCUGCAGGAGAGGGGACAGGUGA